ACCUGUCAGCAGUUCACAGCUCACAGCUCAAACCGAGUAAUAUCGCCACUCCAGCUCCAUUCCACUCCACACUCUCUAAAUCACACAUCCCGUGAUCAACGCACCACACUUCACCACGUGUCCUCAUCAUUUUCCUCAACAAAACCCCUCUUCAUCCCUUCACUCUCCAAAACAAACAAACAACAACAACAAUGGCAUCAUCAUCAACAACAUUACUCUCAUUGUUCUUGUUCCUCUUCCUCAACCUCAACCUCUCCGAAUCAAGACUCACACUUGACUACUACCAAAAAAGAUGCCCUCAAUUCCAACAAAUCGUCCAACAAACCAUAACCUCAAAACAGAUCCAAUCACCAACAACUGCCGCCGCCACACUCCGUCUCUUCCUCCACGACUGCCUCCUCCCUAACGGCUGCGACUCCUCCAUCCUCCUCUCUUCAACUCCCUUCACUAAAACCGAACGCGACAAUGACAUCAACCUCUCUCUCCCAGGAGAUGCUUUCGACGUGAUUGUACGCAUCAAAACCGCUCUCGAACUUGCUUGUCCAAACACCGUUUCUUGCUCCGACAUCCUGGUAACCGCCACACGCGACCUUCUCAUCAUGCUCGGUGGUCCCCACUUUAACGUCUACCUCGGCCGCCGUGACGGCCGUUCUUCCAUCUCAACAACCGUGAACGGUUUUCUCCCAAAACCUACAAUGUCAAUUUCGGAAAUAACAAAAAUCUUCACGAAUCGAGGUUUCACCGUUGAAGAAAUGGUUGCUCUUUCCGGUGCACACACCGUUGGGUUUUCUCAUUGUUCUGAAUUCACUUCAGAAAUCUACAAUAAUUCAUCUUCGGUUUCAAGUUCUUAUAAUCCUCGUUUUGUUGAAGGGUUAAGAAAAGCGUGUGGUGAUUAUAGAAAUAAUCCGAGUUUAUCUGUUUUUAAUGAUAUAAUGACGCCGAAUAAGUUUGAUAAUGUUUACUUUCAGAACCUCCCUAAAGGAUUGGGGGUGUUGAAAUCAGAUCAUGGGUUGUUUAGUGAUCCAAUAACGAGGCCUUUUGUGGAAACCUUUGCGGCGGAUCAAGAUAGGUUUUUUAGGGUUUUUGCUAAGUCAAUGGAGAAGCUUAGUCUUUUGGGGGUUAAAACUGGAAGGAGAGGUGAGAUCAGAAGAAGAUGUGAUCAAAUUAAUUAAUUCUUCUUCAUCUUCUUAAUUUGUUCUGGAUUUUUAUUUUUGUUUUUUGGAAAAAUUAAAACUUCACUUUUAUUCGGUCUUUUUUUUGCUACAUUCUCAUAGUAAGAUUUAUAAUUAUAAUUAUAUAUAAAAUACUGUUAUAUGUGCAUGAAUUUGAUUUUUUUUAAGCUCAACUAUAUUCUACAGACAUAAUUAUAAUGUGGGAGCUGGUAUAUGUUGUAUUGUAAAAUUUAAUAAAAGUCUUCUUUUUUUUUCUU
Molecule: messenger RNA, 1429 nt
Organism: Cicer arietinum (chickpea)
Lineage: Eukaryota; Viridiplantae; Streptophyta; Magnoliopsida; Fabales; Fabaceae
Product: peroxidase 63
Biological process (GO): response to oxidative stress; hydrogen peroxide catabolic process
Molecular function (GO): heme binding; peroxidase activity
Source: RefSeq, a predicted model, not a curated record